Molecule: messenger RNA, 840 nt
Organism: Macrosteles quadrilineatus (aster leafhopper)
Lineage: Eukaryota; Metazoa; Arthropoda; Insecta; Hemiptera; Cicadellidae
Exons: 1
Coding region: 11-790 (259 amino acids)
Source: RefSeq, a predicted model, not a curated record
AGCAGCAGACAUGAAGAUCUUCUGUCUUCUGGUGGCUGCAGCAGCCGUCGUUGUCGCCGAGGAGAAGAAACAAACAAAAAGAGGACUUUAUGAUUUUGGAGGUCAUGACUUCGGAGACCACGACUUCAGCAACCAUCACCAUCACGAGGUGAAGACCAUCACGAUAGAGAAGGAGGUGAAGGUGCCAUACCCGGUCCACGUGGAGAAGAAGGUACCGUACCCUGUCAAGGUGCACGUCGAGAGGCCGGUCCCAUACCAUGUGGAGAAACCUUACCCUGUGACUGUGGAGAAGAAAGUGCCUUACCCGGUCAAGGAGUACAUCCCUAAACCUUACCCUGUCGAGAAGAAGAUCCCUUACCCAGUAAAAGUGCAUGUAGAGAGGCCAUACCCCGUGCAUGUACCCAAGCCUUACCCCGUCUACGUAGAGAAGAAGGUCCCCUACCCUGUAGAGAAACACAUCCCUUACCCGGUCAAGGUGCAUGUCCCCCGGCCUGUCCCCUAUCACGUUCCUGUUGUCAAACACGUGCCUUACCCCGUCGAGAAGAAAGUUCCUUAUCCCGUCAAGGUGCCAGUUGAGAAGCCAGUCCCCUACCCUGUGGUGAAGCCUUACCCCGUCUACGUAGAGAAGAAGGUUCCCUACCCGGUGGAGAAGGAGGUGCCGUAUCCAGUCAAGGUUCCGGUUCACAUCCCGGUCCAUGCCCACGAGCAUCAUGAGCAUAAGGAACAUCACUUUGGAGAACAUCACUUCGGAGGACAUCACUUCGGACACAGUUUUGGACACACCUUUUAAAUAUUAACAGCCGUACAGAAUGAAGUUUUAAUGUAAAUAAAAUGUACAUU